Molecule: messenger RNA, 1305 nt
Organism: Ctenocephalides felis (cat flea)
Lineage: Eukaryota; Metazoa; Arthropoda; Insecta; Siphonaptera; Pulicidae
Product: G protein-activated inward rectifier potassium channel 3-like
Biological process (GO): regulation of monoatomic ion transmembrane transport; potassium ion import across plasma membrane
Cellular component (GO): plasma membrane
Molecular function (GO): inward rectifier potassium channel activity
Source: RefSeq, a predicted model, not a curated record
AUGGUGGAAGGACCCCAGGACGAGAGUCCUCCAUGGACAAAACUUUUAGAAGUGACCCCUGCAGCCCCUAUUAUUGUGAAAGUCGAAGAACCACAGGAUCCUCCGGCCACAAAUGGACAGCCCCCGGGUGCCCCUAGAAGACAAAGUCUUUUAGGGUCUUUUCAUAGACAAUUGAGGUUGUCUUUUAAGGGCGACUCUUCUGGAAAUGGAGGAGGGCCCCUUUUUAGAUAUCGUCAAACUAGGUUCUCAUCCAGGAGAGUAAGGAAAAGGGUUGUUUUCAAACACGGAGACUGCAAUGUUGUCCAAGGAAAUGUCGCCAAACGCAGAAGACGUUACCUUCAAGACAUCUUUACAACUCUGGUGGACGCCCAAUGGCGCUGGACGCUCAUGGUUUUCGCCCUGAAUUUCCUUUUGUCCUGGUUAGGAUUUGCUGUAAUCUGGUGGUUUAUAGCCUACAUGCACGGAGAUUUCGACCAUCCACCAUUGACAGAUUUAAGUGCCUUGGAUAACAGAAACUCCACCUUACACAUACCUUGUGUAACCAACACCAGAAGUUUUACUUCUUGUUUUCUGUUUAGCAUUGAAACCCAACACACCAUAGGUUAUGGUGGUCGUACGACUACUGAAGAAUGUCCAGAAGCAAUCUUAAUAAUGUGCCUUCAGUCGAUCGUAGGAGUUUUUAUACAAGCUUUCAUGGUCGGCAUAGUUUUUGCCAAGUUGUCCAGGCCUAAAAAACGAGCACAAACUUUGUUGUUUUCCAGAAAUGCUGUCAUUUGCCAUCGAGAUGGUGUUCCUUGCCUAAUGUUCAGGGUUGGUGACAUGAGGAAAAGUCAUAUUAUUGAGGCACAUGUCAGGGCACAAAUUAUCAGGAAAAAGGUGACCAAAGAAGGUGAAGUCCUGUCUUUCUACCAGCAGGAACUGGUAGUAGAAGCUGAUGGAACCGAAGACAGACUUAUGUUUAUUUGGCCAACUACAGUUUCCCAUCCAAUUGAUAGAAAUUCACCCCUCUAUGCUAGUGCCAACGACAUGAUGAGGGAAAGAUUCGAAAUUGUCGUCAUGUUGGAGGGUGUCGUAGAGUCAACUGGAAUGACAACCCAGGCCAGGAGCAGUUAUUUGCCUGCAGAAAUUUUGUGGGGACGAAGAUUUGAAUCUAUGGUUAAAUUUAGGAGAGAAACCAGUGAAUAUGAGGUCGAUUAUACCCUUUUCAACAACACUUACGAAGUCGAUACUCCUUUGUGUAGUGCUAAGCAACUAGACGAAGCCAAAUCGGCCUUAGACACGCCGAAUGGAACCGUUAAAGUGUAA